AUGUUGGAGCAUCAAGAAAAAAUAAUCCGGGACCAGGAAAUCACCAUUAAAAGCCACGAGAAGUAUAAUGCUGAUCUUAAAUUGCGAUUGGAAGUGCUUGAAAACGAAAUGAGAAAACACGAAAUACUAUCAAAUGCUAAGGAAGUCACGAAUGAUAGUGGAAAAAAUCAACGCGCAGAUUAUGUUGAGGAAAAUGCUAUCAACAGCGUCUUAGAUCAUAAAGACAUGACGGCAACAGACAAUAUUAAAAUCACCACAUUCAACCUGAACCGAAUAAUUAAGCGACAAUCGAACGGCAUUGCGUUUCAUGCUUACAUGACUGGAAGUAAAUGCGUAAGUUACCAACAAGUGAUUGUGUUUGAUACAGAGGUAAUAGAUGAAGGUAAUGGCUACAGUCCAACAGACGGGAUAUAUGUCGUGCCAGAAACCGGGACGUAUGUGUUUAUGUGGACUAUAUUUUCGCCGAUAGACGAAUGGUCCGUAAUUGACUUAGUUGUUGACGGGAGUCCAAUAGGAUGGAUAACGACAGAUGCUGAAAACAAUCAAGCGACUGGAAUAGCUAUUGUUCAUGUGAACACGGGUAUUCAUGUAUUUAUUCGGAGAAGUAAGAGCAGCAGUGGCUGCACCAUACACGAUCACCUGGCUCGACCAACGUUUACAGGAUGGAAACUGUUUUAA
Ruditapes philippinarum (Manila clam) is the source of this 678-nucleotide messenger RNA. RefSeq lists its product as uncharacterized. Gene Ontology annotation, molecular function: protein binding. The transcript is spliced from 2 exons. NCBI's taxonomy places the organism in Eukaryota, Metazoa, Mollusca, Bivalvia, Venerida, Veneridae. The record is from RefSeq and is a predicted model, not a curated record. The coding region runs from base 1 to 678 and encodes 225 amino acids.